CCUGCAUGCCCAACCCGCUGAGCCAGAGGCCCCGCGGACAGACAAGCUAGGCCCGCACUACCUGCCGAGCCCGUGAGGGGCCCCCUCAGGUUUUCUCGGGGGGCGGGCUGGUGCCCCAUGAUGGAAGUGUCCCCUGAGUGCACACAGCAGGGCAGGGGGCUGGUGCUGGUUCGCCGGCGGCCCCCCGCACCCCCAGGCCUGCGAGAGGCUCUGAAGGCCCGGCUGCGGCGGAGCUGUGCGUGCAGCGUGCAGGGGGCCUGGGCGCUGCUGCAGGACCUGCUCCCCGCCACGCGCUGGCUCCGCCAGUACCAGCCUCGGGAGGACCUGGCGGGUGACGUCAUAUCUGGGCUGGUCAUCGGCAUCAUCCUGGUGCCUCAGGCCAUCGCCUACUCACUGCUGGCGGGGCUGCAGCCCAUCUACAGCCUCUACACGUCCUUCUUUGCGAACCUCAUCUACUUCCUCAUGGGCACCUCGCGCCACGUCUCCGUGGGUAUCUUCAGCCUGCUCUGCCUCAUGGUGGGCCAGGUGGUGGACCGUGAGCUCCUGCUGGCCGGCUUCGACCCCGCCCAGGAUGGCCCGGGGCCCGGGGCCAACCGCAGCGCCCUCAACGCCUCGGCCACCAUGCUGGCGCUUGGGCUACAGGACUGCAGCCGGGACUGCUACGCCAUCCGCGUGGCCACCGCCCUCACGCUGCUGGCCGGGAUUUACCAGGUCCUCAUGGGUGUCCUCGGGCUGGGCUUCGUGUCCGCCUACCUCUCACAGCCGCUGCUGGACGGCUUCGCCAUGGGGGCCUCAGUGACCAUCCUGACCUCCCAGCUCCGACACCUGCUGGGCGUGCGGGUCCCGCGGCACCAGGGGCCGGGCCUGGUGGUCAGCACGUGGCUGAGCCUGCUGCGCAGCGCCGGGCAGGCCAACCUGUGCGACGUGCUCACCAGCGCCACGUGCCUGGCCGUGCUGCUGGCGGCCAAGGAGCUCUCGGACCGCUACCGGCACCACUUGAAGGUGCCGCUGCCCGCAGAACUGCUGGUCAUCGGGGCGGCCACGCUCGUGUCCCACUUCGGGCAGUUCCACGAGCGCUUCGGCUCCAGCGUGGCUGGCGACAUCCCCACUGGCUUCAUGGCCCCGCAUGUGCCAGAGCCGGGGCUGGUGUGGCACGUGGUGCUGGACGCCGCAUCCCUGGCCCUCGUGAGUUCCGCCUUCUCCAUCUCGCUGGCGGAGAUGUUCGCCCGCAGCCACGGCUACUCUGUGCGCGCCAACCAGGAGCUGCUGGCUGUGGGCUGCUGCAACGUGCUGCCUGCCUUCUUCCACUGUUUUGCCACCAGCGCCGCCCUGGCCAAGAGCCUGGUGAAGACGGCCACCGGCUGCCGCACGCAGCUCUCCAGCGCGGUCAGCGCCACCGUGGUGCUGCUGGUGGUGCUGGCGCUAGCGCCCCUGUUCCGGGACCUGCAGCGGAGCGUGCUGGCCUGCAUCAUCAUCGUCAGCCUGCGUGGGGCCCUGCGCAAGGUGUGGGACGUCCCGCGGCUGUGGCGGCUCAGCCCUGCCGAUGCUCUGGUCUGGGUGGCCACGGCGGCCACCUGCGUGCUGGUCAGCACCGAGGCCGGGCUCCUGGCCGGCAUUCUCCUCUCACUGCUCAGCCUGGCCGGCCGCACACGGCACCCACGCGCUGCCCUGCUCGCCCGCGCCGGGGAUUCCAGCUUCUACGGGGACCCAGCAGAAUUUGAGGGCCUGGUCCCCGAGCCUGGUGUGCAGGUGUUCCGCUUCACGGGGCCCCUCUACUACGCCAAUAAGGACUUCUUCCUGCGGUCACUCUACAGCCUCACCGGGCUGAACGCGGGGUACACAGCCGCCAGGAGGAAGGAGCGGGGCCCGGGGGUGGGGGCUGGCGAGGGAGAGCCUGUCGAAGGCAGGGACCUGGGUCCCGGGAGCAGCACAGCUGCGCUGGUGCCCUCAGCGACCUGCUUCCACACAGUGGUCAUUGACUGUGCCCCGCUGCUGUUCCUGGACGCGGCCGGCCUGGCCACACUGCAGGACCUGCGCCGAGACUACGGGGCCUUGGGCAUCACCCUGCUCCUGGCCUGCUGCAGCCCCUCGGUGAGGGACACCCUGAGCAGAGGCGGCUUCCUCGGGGAGGACCAGGGGGACGCGGCCGAGGAGGGGCAGCUGUUCCCCAGCGUGCACUGUGCCGUGCAGGCGGCCCGAGCCCGCUGCCAGGAGCUGGUGGCCGCCAACUCCACCCUCUAACAGAGCCGGCACCUGCCGCCAGCCUCCACUCCCACCAUCCACCACUGCGAUCUUGCUGUCGCCUGGUGCCUCCAAUCUAGAGGACCCAGGGAACCCCAAAUGGGAUGGAGGGUGGCAGUGAACACACACAAGGACCCAGACACUUGAGAACCCUCAACUGCACCUUUGAGACAAACGCUGCCU
Molecule: messenger RNA, 2424 nt
Organism: Balaenoptera acutorostrata (minke whale)
Lineage: Eukaryota; Metazoa; Chordata; Mammalia; Artiodactyla; Balaenopteridae
Gene: SLC26A1
Product: solute carrier family 26 member 1
Exons: 3
Coding region: 118-2241 (707 amino acids)
Biological process (GO): transmembrane transport
Cellular component (GO): membrane
Molecular function (GO): chloride transmembrane transporter activity; secondary active sulfate transmembrane transporter activity; oxalate transmembrane transporter activity
Source: RefSeq, a predicted model, not a curated record